Staurois parvus is the source of this 2034-nucleotide messenger RNA. The record is from the annotation of a GenBank genome assembly. Lineage: Eukaryota; Metazoa; Chordata; Amphibia; Anura; Ranidae.
AUGGGUGAGCGUCCUUUUUCAUGUUCAGAGUGCGGGAAAUGUUUCAGUAAGAAAGAACACCUUCUCGUGCACCAGAGAAUUCACACAGGCGAACGCCCUUUUUCGUGUUCAGAGUGCGGGAAAAGUUUCACUCAGAAACAUUACCUUCUUGCACACCAGAGGAGCCACACAGGCGAGCGUCCUUUUUCAUGUUCAGCGUGCGGGAAGUGUUUCGUUCAGCAACAGCACCUUCUCAGGCAUCGGAGAAUUCACACGGGCGAGCGUCCUUUUUCGUGUUCAGAGUGCGGGAAAGAAGACACACGGGGCGAGCGUCCUUUCUCCUGUACAGAAUGCGGGAAAUGUUUCAACGAGAGGGGGAAUCUUCUUAAGCACCAAAGAGUCCACACGGGCGAGCGUCCUUUCUCGUGUUCAGAGUGCGGGAAAUGUUUCUCGCUCCAAGGGAAUCUAAUCAGACAUCAGAAAACUCACACGGGUGAACGUCCCUUUUCAUGUCCAGUUUGCGGGAAAUCUUUCACGGACAAAGGGACACUUAAUAGACACCAGAGAAUUCAUACAGGGGAGCGUCCUUUUUCAUGUUCUGAGUGCGGGAAAUGUUUUAUUCAGAAAAAAACCCUUUUAAGGCACCACAGAGUUCAUACUGGUGAGCGUCCCUAUUCAUGUUCAGAGUGCGGGAAAAGUUUCACUCAAAAAGGAGAGCUUGAUGAACACAAGAGAAGGCACACAGGUGAGCGUCCUUUCGCAUGUUCAGAGUGCGGGAAAAGUUUUGUUAGAGUACAGCACCUUCUUACACACCAGAGAAUCCACACGGGUGAGCGUCCUUUUCCCUGUUCAGAGUGCGGGAAAUGUUUUACUGACAGAAUAGGACUUCGUAUACACCAGAGAAGUCACACCGGUGAACGUCCUUUUUCAUGUACAGAGUGCGGGAAGUGUUUCACCGAGAAAGGAAAACUUCUCAGACACCACAGAAUUCACACGGGUGAGCGUCCUUAUUCCUGUUCUGAGUGCGGGAAAUGUUUCACUCAGAAGCAACACCUUUUUUCGCAUCAGAGGCGCCACAAGGGCGAGCGUCCUUUCUCCUGUACAGAGUGCGGGAAAUGUUUCACCAUGAAAGGAUCCCUUGUUAAACACCAGAAAAUCCACUCGGGUGAGCGUCCUUUCUCAUGUGCAGAGUGCGGGAAACGUUUUGGCUUGAAAGAAGUCCUUCUCAAACACCAGAGGAUUCACACAGGAGAGCGUCCUUUUCCGUGCUCAGAGUGCGGGAAAUGUUUUACGGACAAAGCAACACUACGUAGGCACCAGAGAAGUCACACGGGUGAGCGUCCUUUCUCAUGUUCAGAGUGCAGGAAAUGUUUCACUGAUAAAGGAACGCUUCAUGGACACCAGAGAAUUCACACAGGAGAGCGCCCUUUUUCUUGUUCAGAGUGCGGGAAAAGUUUCCCCUAUCAAAGAAGCCUACUGUUACACCAGAAAACUCACACUGGCGAGCGUCCUUUUUCUUGCUUAGAGUGCGGGAAAAGUUUCCUUACCAAAGAAUAUCUUAUCAUACACCAGAGAAUUCACACGGGCGAGCGUCCUUUCUCAUGUUCAGAGUGCGAAAAAUGUUUCAUUAAGAAACAAGACCUUCUUAAACACCAGAAAAGUCACACGGGCGAGCGCCCUUUUCCUUGCUCGGAGUGCGGGAAAUGUUUCACUACCAAGAGAUACCUUGUUCAGCACCAGAGAAUUCACACGGAUGAGCGUCCUUUUCCAUGUUCGGAGUGCGGAAAAUGUUUUAUUUCUAAACAAAAACUUAUUGUCCACCGGACCAUUCACACAGUCGAGCGUACUUUUUCCUGUUCGGAGUGCGGGAAAUGUUUCACUACGAAAAGAUACCUUGUUCAGCACCAAAGAAUUCACACGGGGGAGCGCCCUUUUUCGUGUUCAGAUUGCGGGAAAUGUUUCACUCAGAAAAUAAGCCUCCUUAGACACCAGAAAUGUCACCUAGGUGAGCAUCUUGCCCAUGUCCAGAGUGCAGCAAAGGCUUUACGGUCCUAG